This is a messenger RNA of Vanrija pseudolonga, 1329 nucleotides long. RefSeq lists its product as uncharacterized. The transcript has a single exon. Lineage: Eukaryota; Fungi; Basidiomycota; Tremellomycetes; Trichosporonales; Trichosporonaceae. Bases 1 to 1329 code for a protein of 442 amino acids. The record is from RefSeq and is a predicted model, not a curated record.
AUGGACUGGUAUCCCACGCCACCAGAUCUCACUCCCGACCCCGACCCCAAGACACCCGGUGCAGCAGCCGUCGCAGCCGCGUACAGCCGCAUGCCGUCGCUUCCCGCGCUCCCUACGCCGCCAGCGAGGCCCGACGACGACGGCGAGUCAGCCCUGCGGCCCCGCUCGCGCCGCAGCAGCUCGCACUCGUCGAGCCCGUACCCCCUGCUCACGCCCGAUCUCGACGUGACGCAGCACAUGUCCUUCUCGCUCGCCGCGGACAACAGUGACCGCGGCGACGACGAGUCCACCUCGCCCGCAGACGAAGUCAAGGUGCCAGCUUCGCAGCCGAUCGCCAUCGCCGCCGCCGCCGGACGUGCGCGCCAGCAGCCUGUGCCGUUAUCGCCAGCGGCGGCUGUGGUGAAGCGUUCGACAGCCCCCGCAGCCCUCGUCCUCGGGCAGCAGGACGUCACGUUCGACACUUACGUCCCGCCACUGACAUCGACCCCGACGACAGAGCUCGGCCAGUUCGAGUACCCCGUCACGUCUUCGGCGGCGACCUCACCCACGGCGCCGACAGCGGCAGCAACAGUCAGCAGAAGCCCGCCCGCGUCGGCGCCGCACCACCACAAGGCGUUCGCGUCGGUCGUGUCUGCGCGCGCCGUGUCGACGUCGACCGCCUUUCAUCCGCGUCCGCCGCCGCUCGGCCGGCGCGGGUCCAUUGCCAGCGGCCAGAUCUCUCGCUUGGCCGCUGGGCUUCCGGGACCCGACAGGCCCGAGCAGCAGAGCCGCGAAGCCGUCCUCCGCCGGCCGCAGCCAGUGGCGACGGGAUCGACGCCGGCGCUCCCGACGCUGUCCCUCUCGCCGAGCCUGCGCCCGGUCAGCGUGCCAGCGACCUCAGCAACCGCGCUGCUGCAGCAGCCUGCGUCGCCGCGCUUCUCGGGCCAAGUGUAUCUUCCGCCAGCGCCAGCGCAGCCCCGCCGUGGCGGGCCGAUAGCGUUCGCGCACGCGCCGCUGCCGGCGCCCAUCCCGCCCUCGCUCCUCGCCCGCAGAGGCUCAGUGCCCCACAACUCGCUGCUCGGCCUCCUGCCCCCGCCGGGCGGGUGGGCCACGAGCCCCCACUACACGGGCAGCAGCGCCGCGGUGGCGCAGUCGCGCCGCCGCCUGAGCGGCCGCGACGAGUUCCGGCCAAAGGUCACCCCGCCGAGUCUUGUCCUCCCCGCGUCGGUCGGGCCCAACGUUGCGGUCGUCGCGGACGACGAGGACGACGGCGCCCAGCUGCCGACCCCCACGGCUGUGUCGACCGCGUCCGUCGUGUCAGACGACACGGCCGCCGCCCCGCCCCACUGA